AUGGGAGAUGACUGGAAAUUUUACGGAGUACCAUUAGUAAAGCAGAAAAAGUCCAAUACUAUCAAUAUAGCCGAUCAAUUGUGGAAGAACAAAGUGUUUUAUAAUGUAGAGUUGCAACUAUGGUUUAGUAGAAAACCGCGUGAUUUGGCAAUUGCCGAUGCCUGUAAGUUUUUACAAAUGUUGGUGUUAGACAUAAGAAGUGUUUAUGAUUAAUAUUGGUGCUUACUAAAAACGUGUUCAUGCUUUCUAUUCGUAACUCUUUAAUUGUUGAUUAAUUCGAAAAAUUUUAGACUUGGCCGAAUUAUUUGACACUCAGUUUGCUACAGCGUUUUUGCAUUCCAUCAACUUUUUGACCUUUUAUCAUUACCUUCCGUAAGUUUUUUUUACUUUUGAAGAACUUGUUCUGAGAAAAUUACUGUAACAGUGUAACCUGUAAAUCAUCGUUCCCACUACUGUAUCCAAUAUGUGUCAAAACUUUCACAGUAACGUUUUUUGAUCUACGUUUUCAACUGGUAUAUUUAAAUUUUAAUUUAAAUGCUCAGGUGUUCAAAAUUGCAUACCACUAAAAAUCUUUAGGUUACUGUAAAUUUUGGUUUCGAGAUUGUUGGCAGCUUAGGUAACUUGACCACAUAUCUUAGAAUUUUCUGCUAUUUAAUUUGAUAUAUACCCAGGCUUGGACACAGGGCAGGGCAUUGGCAAAUUUCCAUGCCCUGCCCUGUGCCCUUGCCCUGCAGGGCAUCAGGGCAUUUACAGGGCAUUACAGGGCAUUAAGUAUAAUAGUACUAAUAAAUUCAUUAAACAUUAUAUAGUCACAAAUAAUGAAUUACACAACUUAAAAACAAGUUAUUUAACAUUUAAAUAUUAUUAAUAACAAAAAAAGCAACAAUUUUUUAAAAUUUUAAACAUUAAUUAUAAGUAAUAAAUCUGUAACCCUAAAUUCUCCUGUUCUCUGUAACUUCAAAUUGAUUUAGCAAGUAGCAGUAAGGUUUUGGUACUGUAUGGUACUAAUUUUUCUAAAUUUUAUUCUUUUUGACAUUGUAUGGUGCUAAAUUGUACGGUCGGCAGAGACUUUAGGGUAUUCGGCGGAGGGUCGGCGGAGGCUUUAGGGAAUUCUAUUUAUUCGACCCCACCCUUGACCUUUUAGCGCUAUCCCAUCUUACCCCUGGCCUUUUUAGCCUACCCGACCCUACUUUUGACCUUUUUAAUCCUAACCUACUAUACCAUACCCAUGUUGCCUAAUAUACCAUACCCUACCAUAAACUAUCCUAUCUAUCAUACCACAUCUUAAUAUAACGUAUCAUAUUAUACCAUACUAUGCCAAACUAUACUUGACUAUAUUAUACCGUUUUACUUACCUAUUCUACCAUACCCAUGGAUAGUACACAGUAGUGUCGUAUAAGAUUGAAUAAGGUAAGGUAUAGUACAGUUUGAUAUGGUAUGGUAUAAUAUGAUACGUUAUAUUAAGAUAAAAGUGGGAUAGGGUUAAACAGGUCAAGGGUAGGGUCGAAUUGAUACCUCAAACUCUUCGUCAAAUUGCCUAAAGCCUCCGCCAAUCCUCCGCCAAAUACUAAAGUCUCCGCCGACCCUCCGCAGAACCCUCUAAAGUCUCCGCCGAAUCCUCUAAAGUCUCCGCCGAAUCAAAAAGAAAAUUUUUGGAAAGAACAGGGCAUUUGCAGGGCAUCACAGGGCAUAUGGCAUGCCCUGCCCUGUAAAAAAAUUUCAAACCAUGCCCUAUGCCCUGCCCUGCCCUGCCCUGCACACCGCUAACCAUAAGCCAAUUUUCUUUAUUUGCCGAAACUUAGUUAAACAUUUGAUGUGGCAUUGCAUCCUGUUUAUCAAGUGCAUUGUGUUUGUAAAAAACGACAAUUGUGUAACAGUUUUGUUAACAGAUACGUUUUUAUAAAGUUAUUGAAAUUCCGAAAAUGUUUAGACUACCUCCACAAGUUCAAGAUAAAGAAUUUUACUGUGUUCUCCGAAUGUACGAUAUGCUUGAUGAUGCCAUUUUUGACAUCUACAGGACAAUUCUAAGUGACUUUGAAAGAGUUUGUGUGAAGAAGCUAAUUUUUAAAGCAAAAUUGUACAUAGUUGCAAUUGAGUACGACAAAGAUCUACCCUUCAAAAGCUUUGCAAAGCACUUAACAAAAUGA
Messenger RNA from Bursaphelenchus okinawaensis, 2147 nucleotides. The record is from the annotation of a GenBank genome assembly. Lineage: Eukaryota; Metazoa; Nematoda; Chromadorea; Rhabditida; Aphelenchoididae.